AUGAAUGAUAUUCUAUCUGAGGAUAAAGCCAAAAUUGAAUCACAUGAUCGUCGUCAACCUCCAAGAACGUAUGAUCAGAAAAUCGUUAUGAAAAUGUACGGUGCCAUGUUGCAUGAAGUCAAAAACCCAUUUGACCCCUACGUAGAUCUCGCGGAAGAAGAGUUUCUGGGAAAGAAAGUCAAAGAAUACACCAGAGAAAAUUUUGAGGAAUUGGAUAAUUUUUUUACUCCUACUUGGGAACAAAUGGAUCAAAUGCUCAAAAACGAUGGAAUCUAUGACGAACACUACAAGGAAGAAAUUAAAAUGGUCCGAGACUUCCAAGAGCUUGUUAACUCAGAACUCAAAAAAGCCAUGCAACGACAGGGAUUCGUAACUUCAACUACCGAAAACUUAAAAGGACAAAUCAUAGUUCGUCUUCUCUCCGGAAAACGACUCAAAUGUGAUCCAUCUGGUGUGCUCAUUGAGCACUGCAAAGCUUUCAAAACUUACUCAGACAUCAAAGAUUAUCCGAAAUACCCCGAAAUGCUUUGGACCAUAAAACAAUUCCAUGAGAAAUACGAUUAUCAGGAGGCGUUAAUGAAGAAGGGAAAAUAUGAAGUUAUCUCAAGACCGGUCAAAUCCGUGCAGUCUACCAGUGAAAAUAGGUGUGUCAUUUCCCAAGAAGAUCUUUUGAGAUUGGAAGAGAAGUUUGAAGCUCUCAAGACUGCAGAGGGUGGAAAACCCAAGUGA
This is a messenger RNA of Caenorhabditis briggsae, 729 nucleotides long. Lineage: Eukaryota; Metazoa; Nematoda; Chromadorea; Rhabditida; Rhabditidae. The transcript is spliced from 7 exons. The coding region runs from base 1 to 729 and encodes 242 amino acids. The record is from RefSeq and is a predicted model, not a curated record.